GAAAAAAAAAAAACUCUGAUUCAAUCAACUUUAUAUAAACACAUACAUAAAGCUUGGGAAAACAGGAAGAGAAUUUUGUACGGCAGUCGUGUUGGGUCAAAAUAGGUCAUUGAAUGCGAAUCUGAGGGUUCUUGUUGACACAUCAGUGACAGCUGGGACCGGGAUGGAGGACGAUGCACCUGUUAUAUACGGCCUGGAGUUUCAGGCGCGAGCUCUCACUGCCCAGACAGCAGAAACAGAUGCUAUCCGAUUCCUAGUUGGAACGCAGUCUCUCCGAUAUGAUAACCAGAUUCACGUUAUAGACUUUGACGAUGAGAAUAAUAUCAUCAAUAAGAAUGUGCUGCUGCACCAUGCAGGGGAAAUCUGGCAAAUUUGCGCUAGCCCAGCAGACAAAAAUGUGCUCGCAACCUGCUACAACAAGACUUCAGACAGCAAAGUCACAUAUUGUGCGGCAGUGUGGAGGAUACCAAAGGAACUGCAGGCUGGGAACCAUGAAGUCCCCGAUGAUUCAUCAAACAACACCCAAGUCUUGGAGCUUCUGUGUCACCUUGACAACGACGCCCAAAGCAAUAUGGCCUGUGUCACUUGGGAACCAUUGGGCGAUGGAAAAAAAGUGAUGUCUCUGGCCGAUAACUACUUGAUGAUCUGGGAUUUACAAGAAAGCUCUACAAAAGCUGUGCUUUCAAGUUCGGCUACAUUAGAAGGUAAAGGACAGCUGAAAUUUACCUCUGGACGAUGGAGCCCUCACCAUAAUUGUAUCCAGGUUGCCACAGCCAAUGACACAGCCAUCCGUGGCUGGGACAUAAGAAGUAUGAGACAGAUCUACUGCAUAGACAAUGCCCAUGGACAGCUGGUUCGAGACCUCGACUUCAAUCCCAACAAACAAUACUACUUGGCCAGUUGUGGAGAUGAUUGCAAAGUGAAGUUCUGGGAUACCAGGAAUGUUAAUGAGCCAGUGAAAACACUAGAGGAACAUUCUCAUUGGGUUUGGAGCGUCAGGUACAACCAUUCCCAUGAUCAGCUGGUCUUGACAGGGAGCAGCGACAGUCGUGUAAUCCUGUCAAACAUGGUCUCCAUUUCUUCUGAGCCAUUUGGACAUCUUGUCGAUGAUGAAGACUUAAGCGAUCAGGAAGACAAUCAACACGAAGAGAAAAUAAAAGAGCCACUUCAGGACAGUAUAAUAGCUACCUAUGAAGAGCAUGAAGACAGUGUGUACGCCGUGGAAUGGUCCUCUGCAGACCCCUGGCUCUUUGCUUCCUUAAGUUAUGAUGGAAGGCUGGUUAUUAACCGAGUACCAAGAGCACUCAAAUAUAACAUACUGCUGUAAUUUGUUCGUUUGUUUCGGCUCAAGUGAUUGCAUGUCACUGACAGCUCAGUUCCUGUAAUUUGGCGAUUCGAGAGAUACGGCUAUCUGAAAUAUGUUAUUAUAUUUGUUUAUUGCUUUGUAAUAAAUGACCAAAUCUUGG
Hyla sarda is the source of this 1466-nucleotide messenger RNA. RefSeq names its product EARP complex and GARP complex interacting protein 1 (gene EIPR1). The coding region runs from base 164 to 1327 and encodes 387 amino acids. NCBI's taxonomy places the organism in Eukaryota, Metazoa, Chordata, Amphibia, Anura, Hylidae. The record is from RefSeq and is a predicted model, not a curated record. Gene Ontology annotation, biological process: protein ubiquitination. The transcript is spliced from 9 exons. Gene Ontology annotation, molecular function: protein binding.